This is a messenger RNA of Dentiscutata erythropus, 143 nucleotides long. Lineage: Eukaryota; Fungi; Glomeromycota; Glomeromycetes; Diversisporales; Gigasporaceae. The record is from the annotation of a GenBank genome assembly.
AAGAAAUAGAUAAGCUCCUUACAAGAAUUUACAAAGAAUAUAAAUUAUUAAAUGAAAUACGUCAGUAUAUUCUUCAAACAUUCCUCCGGAAUACUCUUAUUAAAUUCAUGCCUCCUUCUAUAAACAAGGAACUGGCUAAAUAA